This is a messenger RNA of Pogonomyrmex barbatus (red harvester ant), 512 nucleotides long. RefSeq lists its product as uncharacterized. NCBI's taxonomy places the organism in Eukaryota, Metazoa, Arthropoda, Insecta, Hymenoptera, Formicidae. The record is from RefSeq and is a predicted model, not a curated record.
AAAAUUUGAUUAAAGAAUUUUAUUAGAGAAGAAUUAAUAAAUAUCUUAUUAAGUAAUAUACAACUAAGACCAGGGCCAAGCAGCCCCCUGGUCAGUUAAUUUUGAAUACCUGGUCUUGCAUAGCUCCUAACAAUCCUGACAAUAAAAAUGACGUUCUUGGUAUUUCACAAAUUACGCAUACUUGUUAAUUAUGAUCAAUGGCCCUCUGAUCAGCAAGAAAUAAAGCCUCAAAUUCCUCAAGAAGUUCCAUCAUUGAAAAUUGCACAACUUCAACUCAAUACGCAAACUCCUUUUGUGCCGUACAAGAACAGCGUUCUUGAAGAAAUACCGCGGGGUAUUUUGCAUCUAAAUAUAAAAAGUGAUUUUCUUAUUGUAUCAACAAUAGAGAAAGGUAUUAUCGAACCUCUGCAAGAUCAGUCAUAGGAUAAUAAUUCAAUAGAAGAAGCAAACGCAAACAACCGCUAAUGAAGCACGAAUUGCUGAUAAAGAAGAGAUUAUUGAUAAAAAAAAAA